CAAAAACGUGCUGAUUAUAAUAAUUCAUUUUAUUAAAAUCUAAAGCUAUCAAGACAUCAUCAUGUAUCUUAUGUAUUACCUCAAUGAAAAAGGUGAAAGGAUGUACACAUUAAAGAAAAAGAAUCCAGAAAAUCUUCCGACUGUAACAGCACAUCCAGCUCGAUUCUCACCAGAAGAUAAAUAUUCUCGACAUAGACUGAUUAUCAAGAAAAGAUUUGGAUUAUUGCUAACACAACAAAAGCCAGCUGUUUAUUAAGUUUAUGGACAGAGAAAGAAGAAUACCACAUAAAUUAGCGUUAAAUGCAUUUGAAAUAAUUUUUUAUCAAUACAGAUAUUUUUAAGAAUUCACAGUUUUUCAAUAAAGUAUGAUUUAAAGAAUUUUGAA
Molecule: messenger RNA, 385 nt
Organism: Chironomus riparius
Lineage: Eukaryota; Metazoa; Arthropoda; Insecta; Diptera; Chironomidae
Source: the annotation of a GenBank genome assembly